Molecule: messenger RNA, 717 nt
Organism: Aplosporella prunicola CBS 121167
Lineage: Eukaryota; Fungi; Ascomycota; Dothideomycetes; Botryosphaeriales; Aplosporellaceae
Exons: 4
Coding region: 1-717 (238 amino acids)
Molecular function (GO): oxidoreductase activity
Source: RefSeq, a predicted model, not a curated record
AUGUCCGUCCUCACUACAGACCUAACUGACCACCUUGCUCUCGUGACUGGUGCGAGCGGCGGCAUUGGGAAAGCGACAUGUUUGGCGCUCGCGUCGAUGGGUUGCUCGAUAGCCGCACACUACAACUCCAACGCGGACAAGGCCGCAGCGCUUGUUGAAGAAUUGAAGGCCAAAGGAGUCAAGGCCCAGGCCUUCCAGGCCGAUGUAAACAAUUACGAUGAAGUCCGCCGUCUUCACGCCUCCGUGACUGCCAAUCUCGGCGCGCCCACCAUCCUUUUCAACAACGCCGGCCUCUCGCUGGGUAAGACGGUCCAUUCAAUCAGCGAUAUCUCCAUCGAAGAGUUCGAGACCACCUGGCGCGCUAAUUGCGGGUCCGCCUUUCUCCUAACGCAGCUGUGCAUGCCUGCCAUGGAGACGGCAGGCUGGGGCCGUGUCAUCUUCUGCUCCAGCGUUGCGGGCUUCAACGGCGGCGUCAUCGGGCCACACUACGCCUCCUCCAAGUCCGCCCUCCACGGCCUCGUCCACUGGCUCGCCAACAUCCACAGCAAAUCCGGCAUCACGAUCAACGGCUCCCUAACCCCACAACGCACCACAGAAAUCCCCCUCGGGCGUCUCGGCUACCCCGAAGAGAUCGCCGAGACAGUCAUCUGGAUGGUCAAGACCGGCUAUGUCACGAACAAGGUCGUUGGCGUUGACGGCGGCUUCUUCGUGCAGUGA